Messenger RNA from Hyaloscypha bicolor E, 1077 nucleotides. Its product is annotated as DUF1295-domain-containing protein. Bases 1 to 1077 code for a protein of 358 amino acids. The record is from RefSeq and is a predicted model, not a curated record. The transcript has 4 exons. Gene Ontology annotation, cellular component: membrane. Lineage: Eukaryota; Fungi; Ascomycota; Leotiomycetes; Helotiales; Hyaloscyphaceae.
AUGGCUCUGCCAGUCAUAAAGACGCUCACUGAGUGCUCAUCCCUGCAGAAGAUGGUGCUUCCGUACCUGCCACAACUCUACGCCCUCCCCCAGCGGCUCCUACAAUCGUGGAACAACCCCGCAGAGCUACAGACCAUAUACCUCGCCACCAACCCUCUGAUAACUUCCUUGGCGUUCUCGCUGUUCCUUGCACCGGUGUUCCUCAUCGUCUCCGAAAUCAACAAAAACUACUCACAAGUCGAUCGCUGCUGGAGCAUUCUGCCUACAAUCUACAAUGCACACUAUUGCCUGUACGCCCAUCUCAAUGGUCUCGAGACCUCACGACUGGACCAUUUAGUUGCAUUUAGCACAGUGUGGAGUUUACGAUUAACCUUCAACUACUGGCGCAAGGGAGGAUACAAUAUUGGCUCAGAGGACUAUCGAUGGGAGGUCCUGCGAAAGUACCUAAAUCCCGCUUUCUUCUUCGUCUUCAAUGUCACCUUUAUAUCCCUCGCUCAAAGCAUCCUCCUCUUCCUAAUUACGACCCCGACAUAUGUUAUGGUAUUGGUGGCUCGUUUUGGAAAGGCAAUGUCAACAACCGAUGUCGUCUUUGCUAGAGCGUUAAUGGGACUGGUCCUUGUGGAGGUCUUUGCAGACCAACAGCAGUGGAAUUUCCAGGAAGCCAAGAGAGUCUACUUAAAGACUGCAAAGGUCCCCCACAAAUUUGAUCAAGAAGAUCUUGAUCGUGGAUUUGUGGUCACUGGCCUCUGGUCCUGGAGCCGACACCCCAAUUUUGCUGCAGAGCAGGCAAUCUGGGUUGUUCUAUACCAGUGGGGUUGCUGGACUUCAGAAGUACUUUACAACUGGACUUUCUUGGGAGCCAUGUCAUACCUCCUUCUUUUCCAGGCAUCGACCUGGUUCACAGAGCACAUCACUGCCGAAAAGUACACAGAUUACAAAGAGUACCAGAACAGGGUUGGAAAGUUUCUCCCAAAACUUGUAUCGGACCUUCCAGGAGAUUUCAGCGACCAAAAAGCCAAGCCAAAGAUAGAGAAGGCAGAGAAGAAGGAUGGAACAUUAAAGAAAAGCAUUAGAUAA